CAAAAGUGUUUUAACUUUGUUACUGACGUCGGGUACAUCGACGGACACAUCUUUCUCCUCAGCCGGCGGGGCCAAGUCCGUCUGUGCAGCAGCAUUUUGUCAGGAGGGAUUCAGAGUUGGAAUCAUUAUUCUCGGAUGAGAAGAAUCUGAGUAGGAGAAGGGGAGUCCAAUCAGCUCGCGAGGCGACAAGUGGGGCAUUCGGGGUCGGAUUCAAGGCGGCUGGAGGCGAGCGCAGAGGGACGCAUUUCUGAGCAGCAGCGCCCCAUUCAUUGCGAGGUUCAGCUGUUGUUAGGGUUUAAGGAAGGGAGGAGGGCUUUGAGCUUUGACUGAGCUAAAGAAGAAGGAAGCUCACAGCUGCUCCAUGGAAGCAGAGGGAGGACUGGAGGUGGCGAUGAGAUGAGAUGAGAUGACGAUGACGAUGACGACCACUGCAGCAGAAAGAGGAAGUGGGCCGGCCGGCGGUUCAUAAUAAAACAUGUUUAGCCGGCUGGGCUUCGUAUAGAACCGCCAUUAGCAGGUUUCCUUUCACCGAACUGAAGCUGAAGCAGACCAGACUGAGAAGUGAGACCGACCAGCUCCACCUCCUCCGUCUCCCCUCCCCAUCAAUGGUGAUGGUGAAGGUGAACAUUCCUCCUUCCUUCGAUCGCCUCACCAGGAAAACCCUGAUUCUGAUUCCGAAAACCUUCCGCCGCGUCCUCUCCCAUUCAAUAUCUGAUGCAGCCGCCGCAGCAGCAGCUUACGACCCCCCAUUCACCCCCAAACCCCAAAUUAAGCCUAAGCCCCAUGAGAAGAAGAUGAAGACGACCAAGAAGGAGAAGGAUCCCAAGCCCGGUCCUGUGAAGUCGGACCUGCCCUUCGAUUUUAGAUACUCCUACUCCGAGACUAAUCCCGCAGUCCAGCCCAUCGGGUUCAGGGAACCGCCGAGGUUCUCCCCUUUCGGCCCAGGACGGCUCGACCGCAGGUGGACGGGGACCGAGGCUCCGGUCCAGGUGGAGGUGGACCCACAGGAGGUGGCGGAGCAGAGGAGUCGGGUACUCGGGGAUCCGCUCUCAGAGGACGAAGUCGCAGCGCUCGUGGAACAGUAUCGCCACAGCGAUUGCAGUCGCCAGAUCAAUCUCGGGAAAGGUGGAGUUUCUCACAACUUGUUGGAUGAUAUCCACAACCACUGGAAGAGGGCCGAAGCGGUGAGGAUCAAGUGCCUUGGAGUCCCGACCCUCGACAUGGACAAUGUCUGUUUCCACCUCGAGGACAAAUCCAGCGGAAAGAUCAUCUACCGGAACAUCAAUAUCCUUCUUUUGUACCGAGGUCGGAAUUACGACCCCAAGAGCAGACCUGUGAUACCUCUCAUGCUCUGGAAGCCUUAUGCACCAAUAUAUCCGAAGCUUGUGAAGAAUGUGGUCGAAGGAUUAACCUUCGAAGAGAUGAAGGAACUGAGAAACAGGGGACUUAACUGUGCCCCUUUGAUGAAGCUGACAAGGAACGGCGUGUACGUCAAUGUGGUGGAGAGAGUGAGGGAGGCAUUCGAGAUGGAAGAGGUUGUGAGGCUGGACUGCAAAUAUGUCGGCACGAGCGACUGCAAAAGGAUCGGUGUGAAGCUGAGGGAUUUGGUUCCUUGCGUCCCCAUCCUGUUCAAGGAUGAGCAGAUCAUUCUCUGGAAGGGGAAGACGGAUCAAAAGCCCGUGUCUGAUGAGUAACUGGUUUUCUGUGUUAAAAGCAUCUGAGGACUCGGUUCUUAUUUCCAAGUGGUACAGUGUCUACUCUGCACAUUGAGCAAGCUCGUUAUAGACAGUUAUGAAAGGAGAAAUAGCAGUUCACUAUCUGAUACUCUGAUCAGUUUGGGACAUGGCAGGGUUUGAGGUGAUCUUUUGUGGGAUCCUACGUGCGAAAACAACAGAUACUCUUGCAAUUUUAUUGACAUGCUUCCCUCCAGGAGGUUGGAGCAUUGAUCCUUACACGAGCUCAACCUGAUCCAGUAUUAUGAUGGUUCUAAUUCAUACGAUCUGCACGAGUAAUUGCUGCAAGCUGCAACUUAUUAAGACUUGAUAUCGACAUAACUUCAUCUCGAUUCGGCAAAGGGACUACCAUCAGUUCUUGAUGUUCGGGUGCUUGUGGACCUUCAUUAUGUUUUGCAUUGGCAGCGGCUGAUAAAAUAGGUAGCUACAAACUCCAGUGUGUGAUAGAACAUAAUCAUACUUGUGCUUUGCUGGUUCCAUGUAGGGCGGUGUCGUCAGUAAGUUGUUAUGAGGCUUAUCGAGCAGAACCUAAAGCUUGUGUGUUCUGACAUGCUUGCGACAUUUCUACCCGGAAAUGCUCUCUCUAUGCUUCGCCUUGGUGUGGUUUUCCAGAAUCGAUGUCUCUGAAACUGGGAAAGCAGCACCGUGCAACACGCAAGAAUAGCUUGUUCGUCCAUUCUAGCAAGAAUAACUUCUUGGUGCUUCCAUCUUUCGAACUGACUAGUGAAAAAUUUUCUC
Punica granatum (pomegranate) is the source of this 2471-nucleotide messenger RNA. Lineage: Eukaryota; Viridiplantae; Streptophyta; Magnoliopsida; Myrtales; Lythraceae. The record is from RefSeq and is a predicted model, not a curated record.